CGAACUAGGUUUGCCGACACCAUCGACGGACGACGCUGCCGACAGUCGUUCCAGAAUUGUUCCAUAUGAUCAGCUGUUUCGCGUCCAAUUUAUUAUUUGUUAUAUUUUUGCGAACGGAAUGGCGUCUCGCGCGUUACUGCAACAAUGUGCGAGUGGAAUUUGCAGGAGCAGUCCUGGAUUGAGCAGAUUAUUUUCAAGUAAAGGCUCAGAAGUAGAAAAGAAACCUGACAUAGCGCAGCGUAAGAAUCUUCAAGAGACUAUACAAUCACAAGAGGAGGCCAAGUACGUGCAAGCCUUGAAAAGCACAAUCACUGUAGCUGAAGAAGACGUUGGUUACGUGUCCGGUGUUCCUGAGGAACACAUCAAGACGCGCAAAGUACGGAUUUAUCAGCCUGCCAAAAGUGCUAUGCAAUCGGGAACGAAUAAUAUUCACCUUUGGCAAAUGGAUUUCGAUACACGCGAACGCUGGGAGAAUCCAUUGAUGGGAUGGACUUCCAGUGGAGAUCCUAUGUCAAAUAUCAAAGUUGAUUUUGCGACAAAGGAAGAGGCGAUUGCUCACUGCAAAAAGAUGGGAUGGGAUUACUACGUGCAAAAGCCAAAUGUUAGUCAGCCGAAACCUCGUAGCUACGGGAUGAACUUCUCUUGGAACAAACGUACCCGAGUUUCGACUAAAUAAUCCACUCAAGUUAAUCACUCGUAAGUUCAGGCAAUAGCAACGAUUGUUGCUAUUUGAUUGUUGAUUGUAGUCAUUUAAAAAAUUCUGAAAUAAGUAUGUAUCAUAAUGCAAAUAAAUGUAUAUAUAUUUAGCGUAAUGUA
Wasmannia auropunctata (little fire ant) is the source of this 816-nucleotide messenger RNA. RefSeq names its product NADH dehydrogenase [ubiquinone] iron-sulfur protein 4, mitochondrial (gene ND-18). The transcript is spliced from 3 exons. NCBI's taxonomy places the organism in Eukaryota, Metazoa, Arthropoda, Insecta, Hymenoptera, Formicidae. Bases 119 to 676 code for a protein of 185 amino acids. Gene Ontology annotation, biological process: electron transport chain. The record is from RefSeq and is a predicted model, not a curated record.